CCUAGUCGCCCUUCUGGAGCUGCAUUCCUGAAUAAUAUGUAAAGUCCAUGUUCAAUGGAUGAAGUGUCAGAAAAGUAACUGCUGUAAAAAUGCAUCUUCCUACGGCAUUCAAAUGCAUAUUGCGGACAAGUGUUGGCCACACUCGAAAUCCAUUUCCCAUCAUGCCAUCAUACCAUCAUUUGUGCAGACGAAUUUCCUCUUUCAACCGAACACAGCAACAACAAAAUAAUAGACCCGCCUUCAUUUUAAACGGCACUCGGCGUGGCAUUUUUAAAAAGACGCACUUGUGUUAAUCGUGUCUCCGCCAAGCAGAAAGCACUGCAGCUCUUAACUGCUCGCACAGAUAGCACUCGGCGUAUGCGUAACGUGCAAAUGGAUUACAGUGCGCAUACGACGUGUUGCUUUUCAGGUAAUUUAAUGAUUUUUUCAUUUAAUAGCUACGUGACGUCUUCAUAAGAAUACUUAAUAUGUUUGAUUUACAGAAAAAUUAAGAAUAACUUUACUAAGCUACCCACUCAAUAGCUGGUGAAUGUGGAGAAAAACUACAAUUAUUUUUGUUCUUUUUUUUUUCAAAUCUAAGUCGAAAAUCCUUCUUUUUAGUCACAUAACGUAAUCAUUGCAAAAUCAUUGUUAACAAUCAACCAAAAGCGUAAAAUUGAAGGCGAUAUUAAUACUAUUAUCAGGAAAAUGAUUAUUAGCGCUUGGCAGAUAACAGCACUAUUAACAGCGUGCUAACAGCAGCUCUGUUAACUGCCUGCUCAUUAACAGCAAAAGGUGUAGCAUCUACUAGCCUGCUGCCUGUUAUCGGGGCGCUUUCUUAUCACUAACAUGGCCCAUUGUUGAGUUGGUUUUGCAUUGGUGAAAUGUGCUAAAAUUGAUGGUUAGUAAAAGUGUUGGCAAGCUUUUUAAUACUUCGCCAAUAAUAGUCGAAAAAUAACAGUUAAGCGGAAAGCGCGCAUUUCGGGUUAAAUUACGCGGCGAAACGUGAAUAUCUGAAACUGUCAACGAUUUGCGAAAACGCGAGAUUGUGUGUAUUAUUGUGUUCUGAUGUCAAUGCGGACAUAUCAGCACUUUAUUUCUGUACCAUAAACUCUUGAGCAGGCACAAGAAGCAUCUUUAUCGCGCUACUAAUUGUUGAAUCAUCAAAAAAAGAAGCUAAUUGCGUGUAGUUCGUAAAAGUGCCUGAGAAAUAAAUAGAAUUUCUAUCAGUAUUAAAGUGUCUUACUCCAUGAAAAUAUAUAAUAUCUGACAUCAAAUCAAAGCCAAUUCAAAUAGAUGUUAUAGUGUCUCACAGUCACCCAGAAUAUACAGCGGCAACAUGCUGCAAAAUCUAUCAACAUUUACACUUUUCGAGCAAUCAAUGCAACUUAAUUGAUUGGUAAAUUGCACUCACAAAGCAAAAGCCAAAGGAGCAAAGUCAAAGGCAGGCUGUGAACCAGAGGCAGAGGCAAAACGCUGGCGCCAAUGCAAAUGAGCCCAGAGUGCGCCCGGACGAAAUCGAAGCUACAAAAUGCAAGCGUGAAAAAUUGCAAAUCACUUGAAAUUAUUAGAAAUCUUGGAGCCUGGAAACGGCAACAGCCAGCCGUUAAGGAUGUGAGCAUGGGGCAGCUGUUGUGUUUGCUGCUGCUUUUGUGCCUGCAGUGCCUGGACAGCUGCCAGGCCAGGUGUCGGGACGAGCCGCCGCGCGAUUGUGAGGCCAUCUGCGAUAAGACGGGCGGCAACUGUUCCAUACGGGCCCUGGUGCUGCUGCCAAAUGACGAUGGGUACGAGGCGUCGCUGCAGCGCGUGCUGCCCAUUCUGAAGGUGGCAGAGCAGCAGAUCCGUGCCACAUCGCUGAUACCAUCGUAUAUUGAUCUGGAAUGGCUUGCCCACGACACCAAGUGCGAUGCUUCGCUGGGCGUCAUCCGGGCCAUGGAUGGCAUCAUCAAGCAGUGUGCGCAGAUUAUUUUUGGACCUGUCUGCGACUAUUCGCUGGCUGCUGUAAGUCGCAUUACCAAGUACUUCAAUAGCCAGGGCACGCCGCUCAUCACCGUGGGCGGCUCCACCUACGACUUUGAGCAGAAGAAAACCGAUUGUGGCGAUGAGUUUUAUAUGCUACUGCGCACAGGAAUGCUCAGCUUUGAGUCCUUAUCCGAGUUGACUAUAAAUGUGAUGAAGCAGCACAACUGGUCACAUUCUAUUUUCUACUAUGAACGCGAUGGCCAGCGCAAUGUGGCAGGCUUGCACACCUGUUUUCUAAUGAUGAAAUCCCUCGGCAAACAGAUGCGCAACGAAAACAUGACCUUUGCCCAAUAUCCGCUUGAGCCAAAUAUCACGAAUCGGUCGGAGGAAAUGCGCCGCGAAAUUGGCAAUAAGCAUUCAAGUAAGUAA
Molecule: messenger RNA, 2370 nt
Organism: Drosophila virilis
Lineage: Eukaryota; Metazoa; Arthropoda; Insecta; Diptera; Drosophilidae
Product: atrial natriuretic peptide receptor 3
Biological process (GO): signal transduction
Molecular function (GO): signaling receptor activity; peptide hormone binding
Source: RefSeq, a predicted model, not a curated record